GUAGACACCUUCCAUUGCCACCGCUCCUAGAUUCAAGGAAGCGGCAUUCUCCGCCUCCCCUCCUCCGCCAAUCAAAUCAUAUCCACAUGCUCCCUUCCAUCAGUUCCUUACUAAAGAAUUUUAAUUUAUGCACUUUCAUUUCCCAGAUUUGAAUAUAAAAAAUCUUCAAUUAUUUAUCAAAUCCUCUUCUGCAUUGUAUCAAACACUUGAUAAACACACCUAAAUAUUUGCCUUUAUAAACCCACUGCCACUCCACUGUUUUCACAAAGCCAUUUCACCUCUCCGAACCACCAGAGAAAAAAAGAAAAAGAUGGGUCUGUUUCAAUCUUCAGCAGCCAUGUUCAUGUUCAUGUUAUUGUGUUUCACUUUGUCCUCAGCCUCGGAGAUGUCGAUCAUAUCUUAUGAUCAGAAUCAUGGUACCAAAUCCAGCUGGAGGACUGAUGAAGAGGUCGUGGCUAUCUACGAGGAGUGGCUGGUGAAGCACGGAAAGGUCUACAAUGCUCUGGGAGAGAAAGAGAGGAGGUUUGAGGUUUUUAAAGAUAAUCUGAGGUUUAUUGAUGAGCAUAACUCGGAGAAUCGCACCUACAGAGUCGGGUUGAAUCGGUUUGCUGAUCUCACCAAUGAGGAGUAUCGAUCCAUGUACCUAGGGCUCCGUGGUGGUAUUAAAAGGAACAGGUUGCGUAAAACCAGUAAUCGCUAUGCUCCACUGGUCGGCGACUCGUUGCCGGAUUCCGUUGAUUGGAGAAAGGAAGGUGCCGUCGUCGCCGUCAAAAACCAAGGACAAUGUGGGGGUUGCUGGGCUUUCUCAACCAUUGCUGCUGUGGAAGGGAUCAACAAGAUCGUCACCGGCGACCUGAUCUCUCUAUCUGAGCAAGAAUUGGUGGAUUGUGAUAUAUCUUAUAAUGAAGGAUGUAAUGGAGGUCUAAUGGACAAAGCCUUUGAGUUCAUCAUCAACAACGGUGGCAUUGAUUCUGAAGAAGAUUACCCUUACCUUGCUCGUGGUGGCAGAUGCGACACAAACAGGAAAAAUGCCAGAGUUGUUACAAUUGAUGACUAUGAAGAUGUUCCUGUGAAUGAUGAGGCGGCUCUGAAGAAGGCAGUUGCAAAUCAGCCAGUGAGUGUUGGAAUUGAAUCAGGUGGCAUGGAUUUCCAGUUUUACACAUCGGGUGUUUUCUCGGAAAGAUGUGGGACUGAAUUGGAUCAUGCUGUUGUUGCUGUGGGGUAUGGAACAGAAAAUGAAAAAGACUAUUGGAUUGUGAGGAACUCGUGGGGAAGUAACUGGGGAGAAAAUGGCUAUAUCAGGAUGGCUCGAAAUAUUGACAAGCCAACAGGGUUAUGUGGAAUUGCAAUGGUGGCUUCUUACCCUAUCAAGAAAGGCCAAAAUCCUCCCAAUCCUGGUCCAUCUCCACCAUCUCCAAUAGGACCUCCAAAUGUUUGUGAUAGUUACUAUAGCUGUCCUGAAAGCAACUCUUGUUGCUGCCUCGUUGAGUCUGCCAACCUCUGCUUAGAAUGGGGAUGUUGCCCGCUUGAGGAUGCUACUUGCUGUGAUGACCAUGAUAGUUGCUGCCCACAUGACCAUCCCAUCUGCAAUGUUAGCCAGGGAACCUGCUUAAUGAGCAAGGACAAUCCAUUAGGAGUGAAGGGAAUGAGGCGCACUCCUGCUAAGCCUCACUGGGCUGUUGGAGCUCAAGCCAAGAAGAGCAGUGCUUAGGCAAAAAUUAAGUCCUUGAAGCAAUGAAUGAUAGAAUAUGAGGAAAGAUUAGAGGAUCACAUCAGUGGUUGACGCUCUCCGCCUGUUAUGUACAAAGAUAUAUCGAUCAGCUUGCAAUAUCCACUGUAAAUAGCGUCAUCAUUAGCAAAUAUGGUUCUGAUGAUUUGGUUUGUCAUCCGUUGGUGCUUGUAGUUUGAAAGUAUCAUAUAAAGUUUAUCUUUAUAUGAGACAAAGUUUGCAAAAUUGCCCUCCUUUUGAUGUUCAAUUACAAAAUGUAUUGCAUCUCCAGGAGUGAAUGGUUGCAGAUCUUAUCCAUCAAAAGGGCAAAGCCAUUCCAUAAUAGUGAAUGGUUCUGCCUUGAGCGUUCUUUCAGUAACCACGAUGCAGACUCUAAGUUUAUUAGAAUUUGCUUCAAUUUGCUUGGCUUAUUUUUAAAGUAGACGUAUAUUUGGAAUGCUCUAAACGUAAGUUCUUUAGUUUUCCA
Molecule: messenger RNA, 2195 nt
Organism: Manihot esculenta (cassava)
Lineage: Eukaryota; Viridiplantae; Streptophyta; Magnoliopsida; Malpighiales; Euphorbiaceae
Product: probable cysteine protease RD21B
Exons: 5
Coding region: 311-1711 (466 amino acids)
Cellular component (GO): lysosome
Molecular function (GO): cysteine-type endopeptidase activity
Source: RefSeq, a predicted model, not a curated record